GAGAAACUUCUAAUUGUUUGCGCAUGAGGAGCGUAUGCUAUGUCCACCCCAUUAUGCAGGAAGAAAGCUUGAAAAGAUGUCUUUCCGCACGUCAUGGCCGGUGCCCCGGGCAGGGCUACCAUCCGGGGACUUGUCAAAAUGAUCCUUGACUUGCCUGGAUUGUUUCGUCAAGCGCCACCAUCACGGCCAGGGGGGCAGAAGGCGCGGAAGUUCAGAACCCAAUUACAGCUCGUGAGUCCUUCGGUCUCGUUUGGUAUAGCGUAUCCCUAAAAGAUGGCUCUAGUUGGAUGAACUGGGUGAGAAUACUGAAGUAAAGCAGAAAUCCUCGGGACGUUGAAGGAAUGCGUUCAAUUGCAACGAAUCCUAUCUGCUCAUUUGUACCAGUCUUAGAUACUGCAUUGAUGAGGAUUUAGAAUUUGUUAUAGGGACUAGAGUCCUACCCAACUUGAG
Molecule: messenger RNA, 450 nt
Organism: Cantharellus anzutake
Lineage: Eukaryota; Fungi; Basidiomycota; Agaricomycetes; Cantharellales; Hydnaceae
Exons: 1
Coding region: 94-270 (58 amino acids)
Source: RefSeq, a predicted model, not a curated record